Haliotis rubra (blacklip abalone) is the source of this 1389-nucleotide messenger RNA. Its product is annotated as protein Njmu-R1-like. NCBI's taxonomy places the organism in Eukaryota, Metazoa, Mollusca, Gastropoda, Lepetellida, Haliotidae. The record is from RefSeq and is a predicted model, not a curated record. Gene Ontology annotation, cellular component: trans-Golgi network. The transcript has 12 exons. Bases 56 to 1303 code for a protein of 415 amino acids.
UAUUGAUCAUGAGUCGGAAUGUACCGAUAUACUCUGAGUUGCACGAUAGAUAAACAUGGCGGAUGAAAGCGAUACGGGAUCUAUUCAGAGUAGCCAAAGUGAACAAGGAGCUGAAAAGAAGGCAUUUGAAGAUUCUCGUUUCUACGCAUUGUAUAUAUUUUGUCCCAAAAGGUCUCGUGUGACUGGAGAAGAUGCUGACAGCUCAAGCCACUCUGAAGAUGGAAAUCUCAGCCUGACUGUGGCAGCAACCAACCUAUCUGCUGCAGCUGAAACUGACCUGAGGAAAUCCCUGUCUCAGAGACUUUCCAAAUUUCCUAAUAAUCCAAAUGAAGGGAACUUCCUGUCUGUUGGAUUAAGUACAAGUGACGAGUUGAGCAACUCUGCAGUGUGCUACUACUGUGUGCUAAAUGGCGGCACGGCCGAGGUGCUGAAACAGGACACAACUGUACCGGGAACACAAUAUGUCGUCAGCUUCAUUUCAUUUCACGACAGUUCACUGGACUUAUUCCGCCCGGAGUUGGACCAUUAUACAGCUGGCAUUGUCAAGCUUCUGGAUGCUGAGCCUGCAGCCAUUAGACAGACUUCAUCCAAGUCCACCAACUCCGACUCCGCACACCACGGGCAGCUGAGUCAGAUAGAUGGCGCUGUCAAGGACUACUUGGAACGCUGGUAUGAGGUGGUGUUGGAAUACCUGGCUCGAUGUGUGGCCAAACUCGGAUCAAAUGUGCACUACCUUAUAUAUGCGGCGCUGUUGGAUGCACAGUUACAGAUGAAGGGGUUCACCCAGCAAGAGGAGGCAGAUAUUUACAAGUUUGUGAAGUGUUGCAGCUUGUCAUCUCUAGUCCAGCAGCUUCAAUCAGAUGAGACCUCGAGUAAAAGUGAUGGUGAUCUCCUCCUCAACAUCGACACCAACAUCACCUCUCUUCAGUCUGUCACCGCAGUACUCACAACCAUGGACAACACUGUCAUGUUUGAAGUUGAUAAUUUCUCGUCAACCUGCCAGUUCUGCAAGAUGGCAACAGAGCAUCUGAUGUCUGGAGACCCCAAGAACGUGACGAAGAUCAAGGAAACCCUAGAGUCAGUUAAACUAGCAUUUAUUCACAAUUUGAACAAACUAAAGCGAUUCUUGAGGCAGGCAGAAACUGACCAUUAUGCAUUGUUCAGAUCUCUAAUAUAUCUAAAGAAGAGCGGGGCAGGUGACCUGUUGCUCCGGUACGUCCACCUGGACGCCAGCCCUGAUACUCUCAAUGUACUCACAGUUCUACAGGAUUUCAUCAAGAGCAAAGGACAGGCUCUGGUCUGAAUCGAGUCUGUUUUCACUAAUCUCUAACACUGUAUUAAUAAGUAACCAUAUCUAUUAUUUGACACGUCUAAAUUUGUCUUGAAACC